CAUUCGGUACGCGACCGUCGUCGCGUGCGGACGUGUUACGUUGUAUCUGUUUAAAUGUUUUCAAUCGAUAUACGAAUAAUAAUCGAAGUGUCCGCAGUGAUUAUAUAUUAUAAUUUAUUUCUUUAUAAAAUAAUCGAUUAUAUAUUAAUUAAUCUAUUGGACGUUGGACGUUUGUUGAGUUUGGAUAUUGAUGAUGAUAUUUGAUAUGGAUUAACUUAUUUUUAUAUAUAAUUAUUUAUUCAAUCUGUGAUACUAGUGUUAUUGUUAUUUAUUUCAUUUUACGGUUAUUAAAAAUGGCGGAAAGAAGCGGAGUGAUAACAAUUCAUCGUAUGCGUCUGCACCGUUGUGAAAGCUGCCUCGCGGCCUGCCGGCCCGAGCGCGGCUCUCCCUCCAGGACACUCGUCAGGAGUAAUCAAUUGAAAAAAACGAGACGGUCGCCGUACAAAGCGCCGCCUCUUAUCAAAGAAAUCAAAAUGGCGGAAUCUGGACCGCCCACACCCCCUGACAACAAUGCACCGCCGAUGCCCUGGUUCGGUAUGGACAUCGGGGGCACACUCACGAAGCUCGUAUACUUCGAGCCCCGUGAGACGAACAGGCGGGAGUUGGACAAGGAGACGGAAAUAUUGAAGAAUAUAAGGCGAUACUUGACGAGGAACUCGGCGUACGGUAAAACGGGACGGCGGGACGUCCAUUUACAGAUGGACAAUGUAACCAUACGAGGUCGACGAGGUACCCUCCACUUCAUCCGGUUCCCGACGAGCGAAGUCGGGGCGUUCCUCCAGCUCGCCCGCUCCAAGGGUAUGGCGGCUCUCGUCAACACUAUAUACGCGACUGGCGGAGGUGCUUACAAAUUCGAAGAGGAUUUCAUUAAGGAAGUAAACAUGCGUCUGUCAAAACUGGACGAACUCGACGCGCUCAUAGCUGGAGUGCUGUUCGUGGACUCCAUGAACCCUCAGGAGUGCUACUACUGGGCGCCGCCCGAUCAGGGCACGAACAGCAAGGACACGCCGUACUUAGAACCAGCCCUGAGCCAGUACUCGAGGAAGCCCUUCGAUUUCUCCAAUCCCUAUCCGUUUCUGUUGGUGAACAUCGGCAGCGGGGUAUCCAUGUUGGUUGUGAACGCUCCCAACGACUACUACAGAGUUAGCGGGACCAGUCUCGGCGGUGGUACGUUCCUCGGUCUCUGCUGCUUGCUGGCCGGCUGCAGCAGUUUCGAGGAAGCGAUCGCCCUGGCGGCGUCCGGUGACAACACGACGGUCGACAAACUGGUGCGCGACAUAUACGGGGGGGACUAUGAGCGGUUCGGCCUGAGGGGUGACUUGGUAGCGAGCAGCUUCGGCCACAUGUGCUCGUCGGAGCGGCGCGCGCGCGUGUCCCGCGAGGACCUGGCGCGCGCCACGCUGGUCACCAUCACCAACAACAUCGGCUCCAUCGCGCGCCUCUGCGCCUCCAACGAGCGCCUCGAGCGGGUGGUGUUCUGUGGCAACUUCCUCAGAGUGAAUCCGCUGUCUAUGAAACUACUGUCCUACGCGAUGUCCUACUGGUCGAGGGGUGCUCUCAAAGCGCUGUUCCUCGAACACGAAGGAUAUUUCGGAGCCGUCGGCUGUCUCCUGCACUAUGACAGUAAAAACCAUAAACAAGAGAACGUAUCGCGACACGCCACCCCCCCGGACUGCAGACACGCCGACAGAUGAGCCAAACCGUGUAUAUAUGUAUAGAUACAGUAUAUAUAUAUAUAUAUGUUUGUGUGUGUGGGAAUAUACGUCUGUAUAGACCAGAUUGCAUAGAUGAUGCUUUCAGCUUUAUAAGUUUUAAAAGAUAAAGUAACGAAUAGGAACGGGACGCAUAUUCGAUGUGUUCGGAUGCUUCGUCGAGCGUUCGUAUUCAAUUUACUUUUUAGCUAAAAUGCUAGACGUAUCUGAUAUAUUUAUGUUAGAGUCGAAUCCAUUAGUAAUCAUUUCAAGUCUUGAUAUCAUUCUUUUUUAAAUUCUUGAUGAUGUGUUAUGUCGAAACACGAUAAACUUUUGUCACAAAAUUGUAAUGAUGCGUCACAGACGAUAUUCAAACUCGAUGAAAACCUUAUUCGGUACAUCACUAGUAUAAGUACAGUCCUGUAAUUUAUUACAGCUAUCGAAUAAAAUUUUAGGAAAAUUAAAUGAUUUCAAAAUAUACGUGACUUGAUAAAGGCUAUUAAACUGUCUGUAACCUGUUCCAAUCGAAGUAGGAAUAGAUAUAAACAAACUUUAGAUUUACGUAUUCCGUGCGAUUUGUUAAUAACUCAGCUAUAUCCGUACACUACAAACAGUUCUUGAUUAAUAGAUAUAUAUUUAUAAUAACAACACUGUUCCACUUAAGUACUUAUAUACAAUAUUUUACUUCCAAAGCUCCAAUAACAACUAGUGACAUUCAAAACGCCACGCCAAUCACAGAUUAAUAAGAUCUCGACCAAUCAUGCCAUUGCAUUUCAAGGUCAAAGAAACUUAGUUCUAGAUAUGACCUUGAGAUUACAUAGUCUACGACUAAGAUGUGUCUAACUCAAAGCACUUAUUUAAACUAAGCGAACCGUCGGAGUUAGCGACACGAUCGCCUCGUUUAAAUGUAAUUAAUCCUAUCCCAUACUUCAUCUACUUUAAUUAGCCAUUCAAUUACAUUACAUUACAUUAACAGCCUGUAAAUUUCCCACUGCUGGGCUAAGGCCUCCUCUCCAUUUGAGGAGAAGGUUUUGGAGCAUAUUCCACCACGCUGCUCCAAUGCGGGUUGGUUGAAUACACAUGUGGCAUAAUUUCGUUGAAAUUGACACAUGCAGGUUUCCUCACGAUGUUUUCCUUCACCGUCAGCACGAGAUGAAUUAUAAACACAAAUUAAGCACAUGAAAAUUCAGUGGUGCUCGCCUGGUUUUGGACCCGCAAUCAUCGGUUAAGAUGCACGCGUUCUGACCACUGUGCCAUCUGGGCCCAUUAAAUUUUUAAUUAUCAACAUUUAUUAAUACAUAGAAUACCUUAUCGGUUUGAACUCACCUGUAAUUAAAAAUUUGCCUGUUAUUAGUUUAGAAAAUAAUGUAAUUAUACUUAACCUUCAAUUUUAGAACAUUCUUCAAUGCAGGAACAUCUAAUCGAGAUGCUAGUCCGUUAAUUGAACGGAAUUAAGCAAGUCGUGUGAUAACUAUAUUUUUUAUAAAAUGUUUCGUCUUCUUCGUCGGAAUGUAAAAUUACUGAUGCUUGAAAGAGACAAAUCGGCGUCUAACGGUUCGUUUAACAACUAUUUCUAUGAAAGAUUUUUUUUUAGGACAUAAUUCAAAAUCUCUUUUAAAUUGAGUUUUAUUUCUUUUUGUUUUUUUUUUUUUUUUAAAUAUAAGAAUUGUUGUCAUAUCAUACUGCACAAAUUUCAAUAGUUCUGUUGUAUAGAAGUAUGUUUCUUUAUAUUUAAAUAAUUUUUUUUAAAAAAAUUGCUCGUUAGUGCAAAUGUCUUGUUGCUGUGUUUUAUAGUUUCUUUUAUAAAUAGAUUGCCUUAAAAGUUAUAUUGUUUUAAUAAAAGAUUAGUAAAUUAUCGGUGUUUAUGCUAUCCUAGUAAACUACUUUAUUUAUUGAGCAAGCGAGCAAGUGCAUGUCUUGUUGGUAAGCUGUUUCCAUACCAAACUUAACAUGGGCAAUGUUCUGUGAAUCUUGGGAACUAAGAUGUCUCCCUUGUUACUGGAAUUACACUGCAAUGUGGAUGAACUUGCACAUUACUCAACCGUUGGGUUAAAUGCUAAUAGGAAUCUUUAUUUUUUGAACUCACAGUAAUAAUAAAUUUAAAUGGUCUGCUAAGUGUGACCUUCAAGUUUAAAAUUAAUAAUAUUUAAUCUAUUGAAUUUGUUAUUAAAUACUAGCCGUUCGUUUCGAGAUGGCCGGUAAUCCCGCUCAAACCCGCUGAGUACGGCUAGCAAUACAUACAGGAAACGCAAGCAAAUAAUUAUAUCAAAAUGUGUAAUGCUUCAUUACAUCCCUUACAAAAAAUGUUAACAGUUGUGCCUAUAGUCAUUUUUUAAUGACCAACGACUGCCAUCUUGAAAUGAACGGGUAGGUUUAUAUUUCAUAGUUUCACAUAGGACAGUAUGAAAUGAAAGAAUAAUGAAUUUAGGCAAGUUGCUAUGUCCUGAUGUUUACUUUUUUAUGAUAGCUACAGACAGACAAAGAAACACUUAUAGUUCUACGAAGAGUUAAAAUGCAAAAGAUUGAUAUAUUCGUUUUAUAUUUAACAUAUUUUUUUUAUAUAUUAAUAAAUAAUUAUUGUUAAAUGUUUUGUCUAAACGAACAAUUAUUAUCGAAUAUAAUAUUAUUAUGUCAUUGUAUAAAAAAGGAUAUUUUAUUAAUUUUCAAUUUCGAAGUAAGUAUUUAAUUUUUAUAUUAAUUUUAAUAUAUGUUAGAUAUAUGGCAAUGUAUUAAAUAUUUAUAUAUAAUGCUUGAUUGAACGACGCAACAAUUAAAAGUAUUAUAAGGUUUUUGUACGCAAUAGCUAUAUGUCAAAUCGCUAUGAAGUUUCGCGCCAAAAGUUGACAUUGUCUUUGAAGUUUUAAGUAAUUUAUUUUAGAGAAUUUUCUAGUUAUAUAUUGUUGUUUUACCCGCUUAUAUAGAUACAAUUUAGUUUUUCUGUAACGUUUAAGGGGGUCAGCUGAUGUACGGUUUCAGAGAGGUAUUUUUUUUCUAGUGUAUUGUACGGAACGAGGGGCUCUGUACGGGCUAUUUUGGACAUUUUGUAUAAUUAUUAUAAAUAAAAAUGUAAUAUUAAA
This is a messenger RNA of Vanessa tameamea, 4768 nucleotides long. RefSeq names its product pantothenate kinase 3 (gene fbl). The transcript is spliced from 11 exons. Gene Ontology annotation, cellular component: nucleus; cytosol. Gene Ontology annotation, molecular function: ATP binding; pantothenate kinase activity. Bases 294 to 1694 code for a protein of 466 amino acids. Gene Ontology annotation, biological process: coenzyme A biosynthetic process. The record is from RefSeq and is a predicted model, not a curated record. Lineage: Eukaryota; Metazoa; Arthropoda; Insecta; Lepidoptera; Nymphalidae.